This is a messenger RNA of Octopus sinensis (East Asian common octopus), 1844 nucleotides long. RefSeq lists its product as uncharacterized. Bases 598 to 939 code for a protein of 113 amino acids. NCBI's taxonomy places the organism in Eukaryota, Metazoa, Mollusca, Cephalopoda, Octopoda, Octopodidae. The record is from RefSeq and is a predicted model, not a curated record. The transcript has 3 exons.
AAUUGGUUUCAGAUGUCAGCGACUAACAACAUGGCAAAAUAAACAACGUGGCAGCUGUAUUCCUUUUUCACUUCUUCGUCUUGUAGCUGUUAUUAUUUCAUCACCAUCCCUCGCUACGUUUUCAUUAUACCGUCUCGCAAUUUUCGCUUUUAAUCUGGAGGCUGUAUGAUUGAUAAAGAGCAUUUAUACGAAUUCCAUUCAUUUUGUUUGUGUAUGUGUGUGGCCAGGGGAACGAGAAAAAUAUAAUUUACAAAACUAUAAGUCAGUCCCUCCCGCCCCCUCUUAAAAAAAAAGUCAAUGUGUCAGUGACAGAAUUUCGGAUAUACAUUGAUAGGUGUAUAUAUAUAGAGAGAGCGAUAUAGAUAUAUAAUCAUAUUUUGUUAAGCGUGUAUGCUUACUCAGUUAAGCACCAGCGGAAUCCAGGAGGAGGGACAUUUAGGCAGACAUCUGAAGAAACCAAUUUCUGCUGGUACUUUUUGUCUUCCUUCAAGACACAAGAAAAUCUUAAGCAAAACAAAGAAAGCCUAAAAAUCUAACCAGGUAGCCGUGCAGUUCCGAUACCGAAACAUUGUUGGCGUGCUACAUUAAAACGUCACGAUGUCUCGCUUAUACCAAAGUGUUAAAGCCUGUAUUUAUAAGGAAUCACCAGAAGCAGUUGACACAAGAUCAAAUACAAAUAGUGAAACAAACAUCCAAGGAACCAACGCCAAUAAAAAGACAGAUGUAGAAACUGAUCCAAGCAAACAACCCAGUAUGAUCUGGCGGGUUUCAAGUGGUUUGUAUAGUACAGCAACUGGUGCAGCGACAGGAGCUGUGAGCCUUGGGGUUGGAAGCGUUAAGUGGGUGGCAGGGAAAGGAUAUGAUGUCGGCCAUGCCGUUGUAACCAAAGUGCCAAUACCAGGUGUAUCAAGAUGGAAAACCAAAGACAAGAGUGAAUAAAGGACAGCGAAAUCUACAAUCGAUUCAUCUAUCAUCACUACCACCACAACAACAACACUGACAACAGCAACCAUCACCACCACCAGCAAUAACAAUCACUUAAACAUGAUUGGAUUAACAAUGAACACAAUACUCUUUUUUUUUUUGCCUUGUAAUUUUUUUCUUCCCCCUGACUCCCCACUUGAUCUUGCCUUUUUUAUCUUAAUCAAACGUGGCCAACAGCAUGACACACUUGAUAAUUUCCAUUAAGGGGUUUUAAAAAGACCAAAAAAUUAAAAAAAUGUUUUAUAUACCUAAUGCUAAGAAGUAGAGAGCAUAGCUAUGAAGCGAUUCUCAAAACAAUCCAUCCUAGUCUAUUGCUUUUCAGAUGAUCUGAGGCAAAUUAAUGUUGGAAUAGUGAGAAAGAAAUCCUAGCAGUCAGUAUUAUAGCAAGAAGAUCUGGAUGUGCUCAAGGUGAAGUUUCCACAUUUGUACAGCUUUACUAAGUUUGUUCAUAACAAAAAUGUUGGGAUACAUAUAUAUAUUUUAUUUGCCCACCAUUAAAAAAUGAAAAAAAAAAUUUUUUUUUUAAUCUCCACAUCCUAUCUCAUUGCAGCAUCUCUUCAUACUUGACAAUAUAAAGUGGAGAUAGUCUGCUGGUCAGUUUCAAUAGAUACAGCUUCAUCAUGACAUAUUUCCAGGAAGUAAUUUUUCCGUUUAUGUUCAAUUAUAAUCAAAGUUUGAUUUCUCUUCUCUUGUCCUCAAGAAAUACAGGAGAAAUUGUGGAUCUGCCCUUACAUAAUUUCUCCAAUAGAUUUUAUGUUUUUCUUUCUAUUUUUUUUUGACUCCCUUACUGAUAAAAAGAAAAAAAUAACUGCAUAUCAUAUGAGAAUUCUGGGAGUUCAAUAAAGUAUUUUAUAAAUAAA